AUGGCGGAUGACCGGGCAGUCUUGGCCCUUUGCGACCGGAUCCACAGUCACAACAAGGCGCUUCCACGGGUCAAACAGGAGCCAGAAGACAUCGAAGAAGGAGGUCAAACCUUCUGUAAAACCCACUCCUCAGAAACUCUAACACUGUACUGUCUCCAGUGUAAGGUACCGGUUUGCACGGCAUGCCUGGACGAGAGCCACCCCGGGCACCGCAUGGUGACGUUCAAAAAGGCGGUUCAGGACCACAGAGCGGCGGUGAAGGCCUUCUUGAAGCGAGGAUGGAAGCUUGUCGACAAACACUGUGACUUCAUCAAGGACCUGCGUACCGCAGAGGGCACCCUGCAGCAGCAGAAGCACCACAUCUCUACCAGCAUAGCCGACGCGUACAAAAAGAUGUUGGACAAACUGAUGGAGAUGAAGGACCAGAUGUUGGAGGAGGUUCAGGAGAAACACCGACAGAACAUGGAGGCGGUCGCGCGCGCCAGGACCCCGGUACUGGCCCAGCUCUGCCAACUGGUCGUCACGUGUAGCCACGUGGAACGGACGCUGGCGCAACAGCGGGCAGAGUUCUCCGUAGAGGAGAACCGGCUGUUUCAGGCGGUGGGGAAUAUUUCCGAGGGGCUGGACUUGAGUUUAGUAGAUCCGAAGCUGGUGUCGCUGGAUGCGAAGGUGGCGCAGUUGCUACAGUACAACAGUGUGUACGAAAGUCUAACACCAGAUGACCCCCGGAUGACAUGA
Molecule: messenger RNA, 738 nt
Organism: Branchiostoma floridae (Florida lancelet)
Lineage: Eukaryota; Metazoa; Chordata; Leptocardii; Amphioxiformes; Branchiostomatidae
Product: E3 ubiquitin-protein ligase TRIM63-like
Exons: 2
Coding region: 1-738 (245 amino acids)
Biological process (GO): positive regulation of DNA-templated transcription
Cellular component (GO): nucleoplasm; chromatin
Molecular function (GO): ubiquitin-protein transferase activity; zinc ion binding
Source: RefSeq, a predicted model, not a curated record